This is a messenger RNA of Striga hermonthica, 804 nucleotides long. The record is from the annotation of a GenBank genome assembly. NCBI's taxonomy places the organism in Eukaryota, Viridiplantae, Streptophyta, Magnoliopsida, Lamiales, Orobanchaceae.
AUGAAAGCCUCUUACCACUCGGUUCACCAGCCCAGCUGCAGCGUGUGCCGAAAGCACUGCAAAUCGUUUGAAUCGCUAAGGGAACAUACGAAUGGUCCCAUUGCGAAAGGAGAUUGCUCGAGAAUCUUUGCAGAAAGAGGUUGUGGUCUGUGUAUGAGAAUCUUUGAUAGCCCAGCUGUUCUUGAAGAACACCGGUACACGUGUUGCCUUCCUGCCCCUGUUCCUCUUGGAAGUAUGAAGAAGCCUUAUUCGGAAUCCCUAAUAUAUGACCCUCCACCGAACAAUGAAAAUGUCGAUUUUGGUCAUUCUGAGGCAGUUGCUUUGGAGUGUGAGAUGGUCGGUUGUGGUAGUGAUGGGUCCCUCGAUGUGUGUGCAAGGGUUUGCCUUGUGGAUGAGCAUGAGAAGCCGAUUUUCCAUACUUACGUUCUACCCCAAAUUCCAGUCACCGAUUACAGGUACGAGAUUACUGGCAUCACUGAGGAUCAUCUGAGAGAGGCCAUGCUUCUCGAGGAAGUGCGUGGGAAGAUUCUUGAUAUUCUCUACAAUGGGGAGUCGAUUGGGAUAUUGAGGCUGCAUGGAGGGAAAGGUAGAGUUCUCGUGGGCCACGGGCUCGAUCACGAUUUGGAUCGCCUAAAGAUGCAUUAUCCAGAUCUUUUGAUCAGGGAUACAGCAAAGUACCCGCCUUUAAUGAAGACGAAUCUCGUAAGCCACUCGCUCAAAUACCUAGUUAAGACCUAUCUCGGGCAAGUUUUUCUCAUCCCUCGAUUAUCUUUGGUUUGCCGUUCCAUUUUGCAAAUGCCAUGA